Tricharina praecox is the source of this 1931-nucleotide messenger RNA. RefSeq lists its product as uncharacterized. The record is from RefSeq and is a predicted model, not a curated record. The transcript has a single exon. The coding region runs from base 28 to 1509 and encodes 493 amino acids. NCBI's taxonomy places the organism in Eukaryota, Fungi, Ascomycota, Pezizomycetes, Pezizales, Pyronemataceae.
CCAACACGUCGAGGCCACAGUCGAACCAUGUUCCCCUAUGGCCAGCUCCCACAGGACAGGCAGCAGCAGCAACAACAACAACAACAGCAGCAUGAUCACUAUCAAAACACAUACCAGCAGCCAGUCUGGCUCGCCGGCUCCAACGGUUCCCCGCAGCGAUACACGCACAAUCCAUCGCCGCACGACAGCGGCUACUUCCCUCCGAACUCGGCACACCACUACCAGCCGCCGCACAUAUCCCACCAGCAUCGCGGGUCCGACGAAGACUACAUCGCCUACUCUCCGCGCGACUCUGGGCCCUCCCCUUCAUACGCGGCACAUCCACAGGCCGACGGCAGCAAGCCCCGCCGCACGACUUCAGUAGCCACGCACACCACCUUCCGCGUGAAUGGCAUGCACUAUCGACCUGCGGGGCGUCGUCACGUCUCGGAGGACAUCUCCGCGAUGGACUCAGUCCCGGAAACACCCAUGUCACCCGCCAGGAACCGGCCGCAGCCGUCCCGCCUUUCGCCCGCGCGCCGACAAUCCCCCGUUCCGCCGCAGCAGUCACACGGCCCAGGCAGCCCGCACUCACCGACCGCCUCUUUCGCCUCGUCGGCCCGGUCCUCGUCUUCGCCCUGGGGCUACCUCUUCGCCCACGCCCCCGUGCCCCAGGAGCCGCCAGUAGCUACCCACAAGCUCCACCGGCUCCUCACCAGCAUCGCAACGUACCUGUCCGCACAGCCGCCAGCCACGGAGGCCAUCAUCACUCGCGACAAACUCGCGCACUACUACGGCGCGUUCUCUCCACACCCGGACCUGGACCACCGGGCGGCCUACAUAUCCACCGCGACGAACCGGGGGUUAGCGCGCCUAUGGACAUGGCUGGGCUGCAAGUACUACCUCGUCCCAGCGCGCGACGGCGGCGAGCCCAAGCCAGCACUAACGAUCACCGGCUUCGUGGCAUGGAGCACGGUGCAGCUACUUCUAUGCCCGGACCUAGAAGUGGGCGUAAUCAGCUCUCUGCUAAAAGCGGUGGAGUUGCGGGACCCCGAAACGCCAAAUAUCUGCUGGCCGCGGGGCCUGGACCGCGACGCGGUCGGCGGCGUGGACCCGAUCGCCGGCGAGCGCUGGAGCCGCUGGUGGAGCGUCCUGCUGCAGCCCGACGACGAGGAGGAAAUCGAUGUGCUGCGGCGGCAGGUCGCCGAGCUGGAGGAGGAGCUGCUCGGCCGGCGCCGCCGGCAACGCAGCAGCGACAACGGCGGCGUGCCGUCGGACCCUGCGCCGGGAAUCGUUGAGGUCUGGGAUCGCGCAGAGGCGGAGACGGGGCUGGCGGAGAAACCGGAAAGGAAUAGUGGACAGAACGAGGAGAUUGAGAAGCAGAUUAGGGAGCUGGUUAAGGAUAAGGACGCGUGCGGACAGUGCGGGAAGCGCGGCUGGUGCGGCUGUAGAGAGACCGAGGCGGAGCUCGGCGUCGAUGGGAGGGAUAUGGUCGAGACUAGGGAGAUGUUGCUUGAAGGGAGGCAUUGAUGCGGGGUUUCACAUGGUAGGCGGCAAUGGCAGGUGGGUCUUUCUCUCGAGGACGGAAUACUCUACCAUGGCGAAAUGCCACGGAGGAACACGCAGGGCGGAUCCGGCCGACGAAGUGCAUCCCCAUCCGCCGUGGUGUAGUGGUUAGCAUUGGUCGCUUUCAUGGACAGAAUCACUUCUGAAUUUGUAGUGCCGACUAGACCCGGGUUCAAUUCCCGGCGGCGGAAAGAUUUUGCUUUUGCGGGUUUUGUCACUGGUAGUUUUUUUUUUUUUUUGCUGUACUGCACUGGCGGGAGUUGGCUGUUUACUGUUUGAUACCCUGGGAUGAAUGAAGCUUGCAUAUCUACAUAACGUUCCGGUCCCGUGAAACAUCUUUGGGGGCUUCUUUCAUAGUUGUCACAUGUGUAUCUAGGGCUUAUGAU